UGGAUUGGAUAUUGUGUCUGACUGGGACACAUACAGUUUGCGAUUUGAUAAACCGCUGGGCUGUCACUCAGGGCAGCUGUGUGUAAACAGAAAUCGAAGAGUCUCGCCAGACACAGCCAGGAGAGGGAGAACAGGCAGUGACAGCUCCUGGUCUCUCACACAGUGUGUGUGGAUACUGCAAUGUAGAUACCACUCCUUACCUCAAGCUAAACACUUUGCUCGAGAUUUUUUUCCCAGGACAAACUCAGAGAGAGAGACAGAGAGGAGAUUGUGCACAUCAUACAAAUGGAGGUGUUGGAGAGUCCAAAGCCUGUGAGGGGGAGAUACCAAAGGACGUUGCUGAAAGGGACCCUCCUGGUGUUUGUAGCAGCAACCCUGGUUCUGAGUAUUGUGCUGGCUCUCGUUGGGAGUCGAGUGAUCAAGCUGCAGUUUGAGGAACACUGCCUCAGCUCUGAGUGUACCGAGGCCGCUGUUCACAUCCUCAAGAAAAUCAACUGGUCAGCAGAUCCGUGUGAGAACUUCUUUGAGUUUGCCUGUGGGCAGUGGAUAAAGGAGACACCGAUCCCCGAAGACUACUCGAGCUACGGGACAUACUCGUGGGUUCGGCAAAGCGUCAAUGUCAAGUUGCGAGAGCUGUUGGAAGCCCCAAUUGAUGAAGAAAAGGACGUUGAAGUGGUGCAGAAGACAAAGCUACUUUAUCAGUCAUGCAUGAACGAGAGCGCUAUUGAGCUGGAGGAUGCCAGACCUUUGCUGAAGUUUCUGAAGCAGCCAUAUUUACGCUGGCCAGUGCUGGAGGCCAACAAUGGGCCUGAGGGAACGUGGAGAGAGGAGGACUUUAACCUACUGGAGAUGUUAGCUUUCCUCCGUGGAAAAUUCAGCAGCAAUAUCUUCAUUCAAUUCUUUGUUGCAACUGAUGACAAAAACUCCAACGAGCACAUCUUCAAGCUGGACCAAGCAUCGGUGUUUCUACCGUCUGAGGAAGACUAUCUGACUAACAGCACUGAGGCAGAAAAGUCUCGGCGUGCCCUGCUGCAGCUGAUGAUUGAUAUCGCAGUCCUCCUCGGAGCUAAUAGAACCACAGCUCAGAUUGACAUGCAAUCCGUCCUGGAGUUUGAGACCAAGGUCGCAAAGAUUCUGAUUCCACACAGUAACAGGACCAGUGAGGCUCUCUACAAUAAACUUAGUGUGCUCAAGUUACAAGAAACCGUCCCACAGUUUGAUUGGCUGCGUUAUAUGAAGCUGGUCAUCGAUACCGAUCUUUACCCCGAACUUUCACACAUCAACAUGUCAGAAGAGGUCAUAGUAUAUGUGCCGCAAUACUUCAAGGACUUGUUCCAGCUGCUAGACUCAGUGGAUAACAGAACAAUUGCCAACUACGUUGUCUGGAGGAUUGUGUACCGGAGGCUCACUAACCUCAGUCAACGCUUCCUGUCCCGCCGUCUGGAAUUUCUAAAGGUGAUGACAGGGGCGACAUCGCUGUCUCCACGUUGGGACAAGUGUGUGGACUUUGUGGAGUAUGUUCUACCUGACGCCGUUGGCAGGAUGUUUGUAGAAACACAUUUUCAGGAGGACAAGAAACAGCUGACUGAAGAUUUGGUUGCUGGUAUUCGCUGGGCAUUUGUGGACAUGCUGGAGAAAGAAAAUGACUGGAUGGAUCCGGAAACCAAGACCAAAGCUAAAGAGAAGGCACAUGGAGUUCUUGCCAAAAUAGGAUAUCCUGACUUCAUACUGAAUGAUACCAUCAUCAACGCCAACUUCAGAAAUCUGACUGUCUCUCACACCAACUACUUUGACAACGUCCUGCAGUCCCUUCACUUCUUCGCUCAGACAGGUUUCUCCUACUUAAGGAGCCGUGUUUCAAAGACAGAAUGGUACACUAGUCCCACCACAGUUAAUGCCUUCUACUCUCCAACAACUAACCAGAUCCAAUUCCCAGCAGGAGAGCUUCAGAAGCCAUUUUUCUGGGGAGAAAAGUAUCCGAUGUCCAUCAGUUAUGGUGCGAUCGGAGUCAUUGUUGGACAUGAGUUUUCACAUGCAUUUGAUGACAAUGGUCGAAAAUAUGACAAAAAUGGAAAUUUACAUCAGUGGUGGAGCAACGCAUCCAUUUCAAAUUUCAAUGACAAGACUGAAUGUAUGAUUAAACAGUACGAUGAUUACUACUGGCCAAUAGCUGGCUUGCAGGUAAAUGGGCAGAGAACUCUGGGAGAGAACAUUGCUGACAACGCUGGGCUACGCCAGGCUUUCAGGGCCUACAGAAAAUGGAUACGAGAGGAAAGAGGAGACAAGGAGGAGCCACUACUGCCAGGUCUACAACUCAGUAACAACCAGCUCUUCUUUUUAAGUUACGCUCAUGUUCGGUGCAAUGCUUAUCGACCGGCAGCCGCUAGGAAUAAAAUUCUGAAUGGCGCUCACAGUCCCUCUGAGUUCAGGGUCAUGGGGGCAAUGAGUAACUUUGAAGAAUUCAGCAAAGCCUAUAACUGUCCCACGACAUCAGCUAUGAAUCGAGGAGAGAAAUCUUGUCGAGUGUGGUAGGGACUGCUCGGGGGUGUUGCGUAUAUCACACUAACUUUGGAUUCACAUAUUGCUUGUUAACAUCCGAUGUAAGGAAGUGGGCACCAAGUCUGCAUUUCUGAGAAAUUCUUCAUUUUCAUUUAUUUAUAUUUACAUUGGAACCCACGUUGGCCAACCGUCAGUUCCUCGCUAUUCCAGCCUCCCUUUUUUUUUUAUUAUUGUUUUCCAGGGUUUUGGAAAACAGCUGAUUUUUCAUAGCUUGAACUGCCUCAGGCCAUUUACAGGUCAUCAGUGGGCCUUUAACCACCACCCUUUGCCUUUCAAUGGUGUUACCAUCAAGGAAACUCCACCCUCAUACUGUGAGUAUCCCAGAACAGCCCUAUAAACACAGGCUACGAGAGCAGGUCAAAGACUGGGAAUCCUGCAACAAAUAACUCACCUCCUGUCCAUGGUAUAAGUGCAGAAUGGAUUGGAGUAGUCCCUACUUGAAUUCAGCAACAAUGUCCAAGGCUGAGAAACCCACUUGACUGACACCCUUAAACAAACAAAACUCCCUCCGCCACCAGUACAAUGGCAGCAUUGUGUACCAUCUACAAGAUGCACUCCAGAAAUUCACCUUCAUUGAAAUUCUUUCAACAGCACCUUCAGAAUCGUGAUCUCUACCACAGCCAGAAGGACAAAAGCAGACAUAGGAGAACACCACUACUUGCAAGCUCCUCUCCAGCCACAACCCACCCUGACUUGGAAGUAUAAUCAUCAUUUGUUCACUAUCUCAGGCAAAAUUCUGGAUCUUGGUUCUUAACAGCUCUGUGGUCGUAUCAACGCCCCCUCAUCCAAACCACUAAGUGGUUCAAGAGGUCAGUUCACCACCACCUUGAGGGCAAUAGGGAUAGACAAUAAGUUCUGGCCCAGCCAGAAAAGCCCAUAUCCCACGAAGAAUAAAAGUCACGAGCAGUGGAUUGUGGUGCAGUUUUCCAUAUCCUACACCGAAGGAGUAACAAGAUGUUUACAAACACUUGUAACUACAUUGAGAGGCUUCUUGUGCUUAACUGUCUGCAUUGCAAACCCUGUAAUGCGGAAAUGUGUUCCUCCUCUAGAACCUUUCCUUUUGUGUACACCGAAGAGAUGCUGGGUGUUUCUUACCAGAGUCGGAAACAGAGAAUUAAGUUCCUUUUUAGUCUAACCCAACAACAUACCUCCAAGUCAUCCAAUGAACUAAAAAAGCUACAAAACUGGAGCAGAGUUAAUGUGUUGGCUUCAGUAGGAUUUCCUUGGGACUCACCCCAGAAGCACUGAGACUGACAACUUGUGAAGAGCUCCAUGGUUGCCUUGGAGCUGUCUUCAAAGCUCCCAGGACUCACUGUAGCUGGUGGAUAUUUAUGUCUGAGCGGAGAAAGAGAGGCUCCAUUUGUCACCUGUUGCAAUGUAACACCCCAUUCCUCUGAAAUGUGAUCACUUUUGCGCAGAAGCUCUCUCCCGUUGUGCGGCAUGGCCUUUAAAUAGCCACCUGAUGACUGGCUAACGCAGGGAGAGGGGUCAUGUUCUGGCCCUAGAAUGUGCCUCAUCAUGUUACACAGUCAGAUUUACUUGGCACCACCUUCUGCGUUUCUGAAACACUCUGCAGUAUUUUGUAUGGCUAGCCAACAACCACGGACACCGAAACAGACAUCGGGAACCGAAUAGUUAAAUAUUUUGACCCUAAUAUUGCGGAUAUUCUCAUAGGAGGGGGGCCUCUCACUGUCUUUGACCAAAUGCAAACAGCAGGAUCAAUUUUUAUAACUCUUAAAUGAGCUGUUGAGCCUUGAUUGAUGAGCACUGACUGGAGAAACAUACAGUACUGAUAGAUCUGCCAACAGCCAACAUUUUUAGACUGCUUAACGUGGCAGAACACAGACUAGCAAAGAGAGCAUCCAAAGCCUCUCAACUAUUGCUGCUCACCAGGGUUUAUUUGGUAACUUUAUGCAGCCUGUGCAAAACCCCAUUCCUAGCAAGUGGGUCAGGGCUAAGGCGAGAACUGGUCUCCCUUUUGGGUACAAGUUCCUGCCAGGAGGGUGAGGUUGAGGUUGAGGUUGAGGUUGAUAAACAUGCUUUGAAUUGACCACUAUUCAACAACGGCAAGUUAUGAAGUUGACAGCUAGGCCUGUCUGUGGUGGAUUCCAAAGGGAAGAAAUCUUUUGUUGAAAUGUGUAAUAAAUAAACAAUUUCUAUGACUGGGUUAAUGAAAGCCUGUCAAAAUGCCAAAGUGUUUUAUUUUUCACUUUAGAUUUGUACUGGAUUAUGUAGCACGUUCAUAGAUCAAAUAAAUCAUUUCAAAGACA
Molecule: messenger RNA, 4829 nt
Organism: Rhincodon typus (whale shark)
Lineage: Eukaryota; Metazoa; Chordata; Chondrichthyes; Orectolobiformes; Rhincodontidae
Gene: phex
Product: phosphate regulating endopeptidase homolog, X-linked
Exons: 22
Coding region: 286-2532 (748 amino acids)
Biological process (GO): protein processing
Cellular component (GO): plasma membrane
Molecular function (GO): metalloendopeptidase activity
Source: RefSeq, a predicted model, not a curated record